Molecule: messenger RNA, 954 nt
Organism: Notechis scutatus (mainland tiger snake)
Lineage: Eukaryota; Metazoa; Chordata; Lepidosauria; Squamata; Elapidae
Gene: GEMIN2
Product: gem nuclear organelle associated protein 2
Biological process (GO): spliceosomal complex assembly; spliceosomal snRNP assembly
Cellular component (GO): spliceosomal complex; SMN complex; nucleus
Source: RefSeq, a predicted model, not a curated record
GCCAGGAGCGUCGGGAUCUCUGCGCGUGAGCGUUGCCAGUGCUGGGCGAGGCCGCGGCGCGCUUUGAGCGGCGCGAUGGAGUCUACAGUGGAAGAGUUGAUGCCCCGCCUCUUACCUGUAGAGGAUUGCGAGCUCGCGGAAGACUUCGACCCCACGGUACCCCCCCGAACUCCCCAAGAGUAUUUAAAGCGGGUCCAGAUUGAAGCUGCAAAAUGUCCUGAUGUUGUUGUGGCCCAGAUUGAUCCCAAGAAACUGAAAAAGAAGCAGACUCUAAAUAUUUCACUUUCAGGGUGUCAACCUGCUCCUGAAGGAUACUCUCCAACACUGAAAUGGCAACAGCAACAAGUGUCUCAUUUUUCAACCAUACGCCAGAGUGUGAACAAGCACAGGGAUCACUGGAAAGCACAGCAUUUGGACAGCAAUGUAACAAUGCCCACAACAGAUGAUGAGGAAGGUUGGAAAAAAUUCUGCUUAGGUGAAAAGUUGUAUUUAGAAUUAACAGAUCAAAUCUCAAGUGAUGAAAGUCCAGGAAUUGAUUAUGUACAGAUUGGCUUUCCUCCAUUGCUGAGCAUUGUUAGCAGAAUGAAUCAGGCAACAGUGACCAGUGUCUUAGAAUACUUGACAAACUGGCUGGUGGAAAAAGAAUUUACUCCAGAACUGGGCAGAUGGCUUUAUGCUUUGUUAGCUUGUCUGGAGAAACCAUUAUUACCAGAGGCUCACUCUCUAAUUCGACAACUGGCUAGGAAAUGCUCUGAAGUGAGAGUUCUGGAGGAGAACAAGAAUGAUGAAAAAGUAUCUGCUCUAAACUUGCUGAUUUGUUUGGUUGGAAGGUAUUUUGACCAAUAUGACCUGGCUGAUGAGGCAUCCUGAUAAACAUCUGAAAACUAUACAUGCACAAGUUGUUAAUCUUUCACAGGCAGGCAGUACUUUCAGAUCGAAGUAUGAAGAAUGGAU